GUGAGACGUCAGAGAGUCUACUUCGAUCGGAGCUUUCUUUGCUUUCUUUGCUUUUUCACGUUCCCAUGGCUAACGAAGAACACCCAGCUGUUACGAACUUCAGGAAUUACAUCAGGAUAAAGACGGUACAACCAACACCCGAUUAUGCUACUUGCACCACCUACUUACAAGGUCAGGCGAAGGAGAUCGGUGCCGAGUGCCAGGUGGUGGAGUGCGUGCCAGGCAAACCAGCUGUGAUCAUGACCCUGCCAGGAGAGGAUCCGAGUCUUCCAGCUGUUCUGCUCAAUUCUCACACCGAUGUGGUUCCUGUUUUUCCCGAGCACUGGUUAUACGACCCCUUCGGCGCCCACAAAGAUGAGGCGGGCAACAUCUACGGGCGUGGUACUCAGGACAUGAAGUGCGUGGGAAUUCAGUACCUGGAGGCUCUGAAGCGACUGCAGGAGAUGGGCGGCGAGAGUGGGCGGUUUCUGCGCACUGUUCACUUGUCCUUCGUUCCAGAGGAGGAGCUCGGGGGUCUGCAAGGCAUGGGUCGCUUAGUGGACACGGAGACGUUCAAGAGGAUGGACGUCGGCGUGGCUCUGGACGAAGGCUACGCGAGCACGACCGACGCCAUGAAGGUUUUCUACGGGCAGAGGAAUCCCUGGUGGAUCCUGAUCAAGUGCCCGGGUCAGCCAGGUCACGGAUCGCAGUUCCUUCAAAACACAGCGGGAGAAAAAGUGGCGAAGAUCAAAUCAUCAACUCUUCAUGGCAUUCCGGAGCAAGAGCUUCGCCCGGUUGGAAGAGGACCCGAGUCUCGCUCUGGGCGACGUCACGACCGUCAACCUCACGAAGCUGGAGGGCGGCGUGCAGUUCAACGUUGUCCCGCCGAGCUGUGCGUGGGCUUCGACGUCCGCAUCCCGCCGUCGGAGAUCGAGGUCUUCCAGAAGAGACUCGACGGGUGGUGCGAGGAGGCGGGGGAGGGGAUCACGUACGAGUUUGGGCAGAAGGUCAUGGAGAAAGCUGUGACGUGUGUUGAAGACGGGAAGAACCCCUGGUGGGACGCCUUCUCGGCCGCCUGCAAGAAAAUGGGCGUUGUUUUGGAGAAAGAAAUAUUCCCGGCUUCAACAGACAUGAAAUAUAUCAGGAAGCUCGGCAUCAGCGCCCUCGGCUUCUCCCCCAUGAACAACACGCCCAUCCUGCUCCACGACCACAACGAAUACCUCAACGAAGAGGUGUUCCUCAGGGGCGUCGACAUCUACGCCGAGGUCAUUCCCGCGCUCGCCAACCUCAGGCCGUGGUGAUGAGGGGCGGUGGUGAUGGGUGGUGAUGGGUGGGGUUG
This is a messenger RNA of Penaeus vannamei (Pacific white shrimp), 1318 nucleotides long. Lineage: Eukaryota; Metazoa; Arthropoda; Malacostraca; Decapoda; Penaeidae. The record is from RefSeq and is a predicted model, not a curated record.